GUUCCCUUUUCCUGAUCGUCGCCCGACGCCCACCCCAGAGAGACCUGAACUUUUCGCCAAGCCAUUUAACUCAUUACCGAGGGCGGGCCGCAUCCAUGUGACUGACCUGCAGGGCUGGGAGAAACGGCCUCCCCCAACUAGCAACGGCCUACCCGGGCCCAGCGGCGGCGGCCCGGGUUUUGUCGCUGCCGGGCCCGGGCCAACGGGGCCGCCAUUUCAUGGGGAGGCCGGGCAGCCCCCCGCAGGCCGAGACCCGGUGUCCACUGUGGGGGCUGCCGGAGGAAUUGUUGCUGCUUAUCUGCUCGUACCUGGACGCGCGGGCCUUGGGCCGUCUGGGCCAGACCUGCCGCCGACUUUGUCGCUUCACUUCCCGGGAUGUUCUCUGGAGGCGCCUCGCCCGUUCCUGCCUCAACGCUGGCUUCAGUGCGCUCGGCAUCGACCUAGUGGAAGGUGUUCCAGUGAAGGAAAGGGUCAAAGUUUCUCAGAACUGGAGACGUGGGCACUGUCAGAGGAACCAGCUUCUCAAAUGGAAGCGCAAUUUAAUGCCCUGGAUGCAUUUGGAUAGUGAGUAUCUUUACCUGUCUCAGGCAGAAGAUAUUCAGGCUUAUUGGCUUCGUCCCAAUCACACUGGUUUACAACACCGUCCUCAGGCAGUCUUCUCUGGGCAUCAGGAGGACGUGUGCCGCUUUGUGCUUGCUAAUGGUCACAUUGUCAGUGGAGGAGGAGAUGGCAAUAUUGCCCUUCAUAAAGUGAAUAGCUCCUUUAGCUUCAAAUUCUUGGCACAUGAACAGGAAGUGAACUGUGUGGACUGUCAAGGUGGCAUCAUUGUGAGUGGCUCCCGGGAUAGAACAGCAAAGGUUUGGUCUCUAUCACCAGGCAGAGCUGGGCAAUGUUUGCACACCAUACAGACUGAAGAUCGUGUCUGGUCUAUUGCUAUUAGUCCAUUGUCAAGUUCAUUUGUGACGGGAACAGCUUGCUGUGGACAUAUUUCCCCUUUGAGAAUCUGGGAUUUGGGGAGUGGACAGCUGAUCACUUGCCUUGGAGCAGACUUCCACCGAGGUGCUGGAGUCUUGGAUAUUUUCUACGAAACACCUUCCACUUUGCUUUCUUGUGGGUAUGAUACCUACAUCCGGUACUGGGAUUUAAGGACAAGCACAAGGGACUGUGUAAAAAAAUGGGAAGAGCCUCAUGAUAGUGCCCUGUACUGUAUAAGGAGCAAUGGGAAUCACAUGAUCGCAAGUGGCUCUUCUUAUUAUGGUGUGGUCCGCCUUUGGGAUAAAAGGCAAAACAGGUGCCUUCAGAGCUUUUCUUUGUCAUCACCAGUCAGUAGUCCUGUGUACUGCCUUUGCUUCAGCACCACCCACCUCUAUGCCACUCUGGCAUCUGCGCUGCAUGUACUUGAUUUCACCACCUGACAAAGUCCUGGACUGUCGUGGACUGCAGAACAGAUACCCAUCGUGGAGAACAUCAGGAAGGGAGAAUACUCGUGAGACAAGAAGCAGCCUGAGAGUCAUCCCAAGUGCUGAGGAGGACCCACAUAGUUCAUCUAGCUUUUGGAUUCAAUAAAGGCUAAUCUCUCUCCAGCUUAUUUUUGUAAAUCUUUUGUGUUUUUAAAGAAGCAACUUCUAAUGAAGGAUGCAUUCAGAAAACUUGUUUGGAGACGUACACUGGUUUCUGUGUAUCCAGUAUGAGCUUCUUCAUGCUUUUAAGUCCACCCCUGGGGGUAUAGACCUUGUGCUGGAUUUACAUUGGCAGGAAAGGGCUGUAACCUGGACAUAGAAGGGGCUAAGACAGUGAACUAGCUUUGUCCUGCUGCUUUACUGACAUUCAUCACUUCCUCUUAAAUAAGCAUAGGGCUGUAAGUUUGAAGCAUUUUCUGGAUGUAUAUAUUGUACCAGAUUUAGCCAUUGGUGUCUGGGUUCACACAAGGAGUACUUCAUUGGAAUGAUGCUGUUAAGUCAAUGUGUUGAAUAAACUGUUAGAGGAA
Messenger RNA from Heteronotia binoei (common prickly gecko), 1987 nucleotides. It is a transcript of the gene FBXW4, whose product is annotated as F-box and WD repeat domain containing 4. Gene Ontology annotation, cellular component: SCF ubiquitin ligase complex. Gene Ontology annotation, molecular function: protein binding. The coding region runs from base 219 to 1415 and encodes 398 amino acids. The transcript has 10 exons. The record is from RefSeq and is a predicted model, not a curated record. Lineage: Eukaryota; Metazoa; Chordata; Lepidosauria; Squamata; Gekkonidae. Gene Ontology annotation, biological process: SCF-dependent proteasomal ubiquitin-dependent protein catabolic process.